GCCUGCCACCGGAGUCCGGUCUAAGGUGUGAUUUGUGAAGUCGGGAAGCAAAACGGAGACUCAUAGAAGAAGAGUCCAGUUAGGGUUUCGCCAAUGGCUUCUAAUCACGAAGAAACCGAUGCUUCGGCCGAUUCUCCGUCCUCGUCGAAGAACGUUUAUAAGGAUCCAGAUGAUGGACGCCAGCGGUUCUUGCUCGAACUUGAAUUCGUGCAAUGUCUUGCUAACCCUACCUACAUACACUAUUUGGCUCAAAAUCGCUAUUUCGAAGAUGAAGCUUUCAUUGGCUACUUGAAGUACCUACAAUAUUGGCAACGACCAGAGUACAUAAAGUUCAUAAUGUAUCCACAUUGCCUAUUCUUUCUUGAGCUUCUUCAAAACUCGAACUUCAGGAAUGCAAUGGCACAUCCUGCCAACAAGGAAUUGGCACACAGGCAACAAUUCUACUUUUGGAAGAACUACAGGAACAACCGCUUAAAGCACAUUUUACCUAGGUCCCUUCCUGAACCUGUUGCUGCACCCCCAGCUUCUGCCCCACCUCCACCUCUUGCACCACCUACAACCAUCCCAAUGUCUGCUGUCCCUGCACCUGCACCUGCUCCUUCUCCGGCUCUUUCUCCUAUGCAGUAUGCCAUUCCAUCUGGAUCUUCUCUCACAAAGAAUGAUCCCAGGAACAGUGGGAUUGAUCGAAGAAAGAGAAAGAAAGAAGUAUGAGCUGAUUGAUUUCUCUGCAUUGGCUGAGGUUAAUUGGGUCGGUAUUGCUCAACCUUUUCCUGCGGUUUUUUCCUUACCAAAAGAACUUUUUCUUCUGGCUUUGUAAU
Molecule: messenger RNA, 818 nt
Organism: Diospyros lotus (date-plum)
Lineage: Eukaryota; Viridiplantae; Streptophyta; Magnoliopsida; Ericales; Ebenaceae
Product: mediator of RNA polymerase II transcription subunit 31
Exons: 7
Coding region: 94-711 (205 amino acids)
Biological process (GO): regulation of transcription by RNA polymerase II
Cellular component (GO): mediator complex; core mediator complex
Molecular function (GO): transcription coregulator activity
Source: RefSeq, a predicted model, not a curated record